AUGGAUGCCGACAAUUUCAGGAAGCUCACAGCGAUCCUGGACGUCCUGGAUCGCUACAAAAAGUCUUUGACGGCGGCUUCCUUCCAGGGCGCCUCUGGGGAUAGGUCCCGCAGCAGACGGAUCUCGCGGUCGCCGAGUGUCCGAAGCGCCCGCUCCGGGAGUUGGAUGCCAGCGCGCUCCGUCUUCGUCGGAGGCGGCUCGACCUUGAAAUAUCACGCUCGUAGCAAGCAAAUAGAAGACUGGCCGGAGACGACGGUCGCCGCUAUCCAGCGGAAAAUGACAAUACGGCGCACAAAGACUCUCCAUGCACGCCGCCAAGCAGCCGCUCGCCUUUCUUGCCCGGAGCUUCCACAUCUCCAAAAGCUUCAAGUCGAUCUGAGAGAGUUGGAUUCGCCCCUGCAAGCGAAGGUAGAAAGCCGUGGCUUGGAGCGCUGGUUCAGCGGGCCGAGAGCAGCCCAGGACGACUCGGAAACACUCGAAGCUUUUGAGGGCGAGGGCAUCCGCAAAUGGGCUUCCCUGAGUGACGGGGAUGUGUCCUUGGAGGUGGACCUGUCGGAUGACGACGAAUCGGUUCGGCCUGACGUUAUCUUUAGUGAUUCAGUCGGGUCGGUGGAUUUGAAGAGUCUCGCAGAACUGGAGUUCGAUGAAGUCGACUUGGACCACAUCACGCCCAAGGUCUUGGGACAACUCUUCGACCGCGUCUUGGAGUGUCUGCAACUGGAUUUCAGAGAUCUCAUCGACAAGCUGAAAACGCAGAACGGACACCUCAAGCAAGACAUCAUCUCCAUGAAGAAGAAGCUGCAAGAUGCGGUUCACACGAAUGAUGAGCAGAUUAUCAAACGGUCCCACUUGGCGCAGGCCGCGGUGGACAGUGGGACGAUGGGUUGCAGCUUCCUGUCUUGGAUUUUCUCCUCGCUUUACGGUUCGGGACGCGUCAGCCGUUAUCGGUAUGCGAAUGGAGAUUUAAGGAUUCGGAUGACGCCUGCGGCCUUUGGGGACCCAGGCGACGGCCGCGCGUUCGGGAAAGCCUUUUUUAUUGGGCAUGGCCUGCCUGCAGGGGCGUGUCGCGGAUCGUUUCAUGCUCCUUCAGAGCUCAUCCUUUUCCUCGUUCAGGUCCAAGAGUUGAAGGACAUGACGGAGCGCGUGGCGGAUCUGCGGGCAGAGACGCGGGAACUCACCAGACAGCUCAGGCUGAUGGAGUCGCAGCUCAAGAAAUACGCUGAGCAGGACCGCGAGAUUCAGGCACUGGUCCGUGAGAAGUUGGCUUGGGAAGCUGAGCGCCAGCAGCUCAGCGCCCAGAUCCAAAAGCUGACGCAGGAGCUCGGGACCCGAGACGACGGGACGCGUCUUUUGCAGCUCCUCGGGGACUUUGACCGCGUUGAGGCGCUGAAUCAGGAGAAGGAAGAGCAGCUGAAGACGCUGGCGAAGCAUCUGGAGGCGAAGGACCGCGAGAUCGAGUCUCUCAACUUGAACUUGUCGAUGAAGCAGACGGCCGCGGCGGCGCCUCGUCGUGACCCUCGAAGCAGCAUUUUGUCGCCGCGCGUCUCCCUCGAGUUCUACUCCGGCACUCUUCCACGCCGCACGACGAUGGCGCGUCGGCACCUCGUAGAGUCGAGGAGCUCGGUCCCUUUGGUGGGGGCUUCCCUCGCGGGCGAGCUCCGGCAAGCAGCGCAAGAGACUGAGGAGAAGCCAGCCGUCACUGUUGAGGAAUACGCACAGAGACUGGAGCUUGCGCGGCGCAAGCUCGACCAGGCGAUGGCAGAGCUGGAGACGGCGAGUCACGUGAACGAGACUCUCCGGGAAAAAGUCACUCGUCUUCAAGGGGAACUGGACGAGACGACAAAGACGGUGGAGGAUCUCACCAAAGAAGUUAAAGAGAAGGAGGAGCUGCUGAACAGUGCCGAGGAGAAGCUUCGCGAGCAGACUUCGCUCCUACAUGCCACUGACCUCAAACUUUUCAACGCCGAAGAGGGAAGCCGAAACAAGGAGGCGCAGUUGGACAGGCUCCGAGCAGACCUCGCUGCAGUUCGGGGAGAACUCGACGCCGCGCUCAAGCAGAGCCAGGGAGACACGGCUCUGCUAGAGCAGGUGGGCCGUCAGGUCGAGCAGAUCAAGAGGCUGGAGAAGGAAGUCGCCGAGCUGCGCGAGCAGUUGAGCGAUAGCACGGCCAAGAACGAGACUUCAAGCGCUGAUGCUGAGAGGCUCAAGAAGCUGUUAGCGGAAGAGACAGGGAAAGCGGGAGAGGGCGACCUUGCUUGGCGUGCACGUCUCGCGGACGUGGAGGCGGAGCUAGAGGCAGAGAGCCGCAGGGCGCUCCGAGCCGAAGAGUUGGAGCAACAAGUGAAGGAUCUCGAAGAAGAGCUGACUGUGCUUCGGCGCACGGGGGCGGAGAUGGAGGAGAAGUUGAAGCAUGAAAUCGAGAUCCUCCGUGCCCACAUGGAUGAGCAGAAGGCAACGUUUGCUCGGGCCGAAAAAGAGUUGCAGGACCAACGUAACGCGGCCGAAAACGAGAAGGCGGACCUUGCCAGGCGCCUCGCCUGUAUCAACGAGGAGUUGCAGCGCCUUCAAAGGGCGGAACAGCUAGCGCUAGCACUCGAAGCGGAGCCCGCCACGUUUGCCGACUCGCCUUCUCAGGAGGAGUCACAGAAAGUGCGCGAUCUUCUGGAGAAGCAUUCUUUAGAUCUGGAGCGUCUCCGGCAGUCGAUCACCGAACUGUCCGAGACCAAGCAGUCGCUGGAGUCGGAACAGAGUGUCUUGGACAAGAAGUUGAGCACGUUUAAACAGGAUCUCGGAGAAGUCCAGGCGCUGUACCAAGACAUGCACAGCAAGCUUGACGCUGCGCUCCGUGGCAAGGAGGACGAACUCGCGAUUCUGAUCGCCGCGUGCAACCAAAUGGAAAAGAACGUGGCUGCGAAACUGGAACAGAUGCGAAAAGAGCUCCGUGAGGAGUCGGAGAAAGAACUGGAGAGGGGGCGGCUGAUAUGGCUCUCCAACCGUCUACAGGAAAGUGUGCACCAGUUGAAGCGAGACAAUGCCGCACUACAAGCCCAGCUGGAAGCGGCUGAGCAGGGAGGCAUCUGCCCUGAAGACAGGAAGCGCCUCGAAGCGUUGGAAGAAGAAAACCGCGCCUUGACCAGUCAGCUUGCCGACCAGCAGUCCGCAGCCUUGAGGGGAGCCGCACUCGAAGAGGAGGCGGCCGCGCUUCAGUCUCUCAAGGAGGAGCACGGCCCACUCCUGCACCAGGUGGAGACUCUCCGCGGGCGGAAUGCGGAUCUCGAGGCGCUAGUCGUGGCCGCCAAGGGCGACGGCACGGCGGAGAUCGAGCGCCUUCAGCAGAGCUGCCGGCAGUUGGCUGCUCAACUUAAACAGCUGGAAGAAGCGGACUCGAAGGCGCGACAAGCGCAUGCAGAGAACCAGGCGCUUCUCGAGCGGUGCGCACACCUCGAAACCCAGUUGAACAGGACGUCAGACAGGCUCGGGGCCUCCGAGGCUGCCACAGAAGUCUGGCAAGGGAAGUACCAGCGGUCGGCAGCUGAGAACGAGAAACUCCAGAGAAAGCUGGCGCUCUUAACAGAGCAGCACGGGCUGUUGAUGAGUCGUGCAGCGGAGCACCAGAAACUGUCGUCGCUGAUGGAGCAUGUGUCGAAAGAGCUUCUCCAGAUCCGCGGCGACAUGGCAAAGAUCAAGGACCUAGGAACCAAAAUCCAGGAUACACCUGCCACAACUGUGUUUAACGUCGGCUACCCUGAGAACGUCAUUCCCAUGGUCAGCGUCCACGGGGAUCACAAGAAGGAGCAAACGGUAAACAUCUCAGGCGUGUACGAUCUGCGCAUGGCGGCUGGUCAGUACGCAACUUUCUCGACGACCGCGGGCAGUCGCGCAGCCACGCCUCUACGCAGGAACUGCGCGUCCUCGCUGCUGAGCAGUCUACGUGAUGGAAUCUCCAGCGGCAACUGCUGCUCCAGUGACGUCGAGAGUCGCAUGGCUUCCGCGAUUGGAAACGGCAUAACUUACGUCUUUCCGUCCUCUCGCCGCGCCCCGGCGUCAUGUACAACGCCAGUGAGCAGUUCGUUGUUCGACAAAAAAGUAUCAAACCCCUCGACAGUCUUGCGAGUCAGGACCGGCAUUGAGACACCGUCAGCGGAACAGUUCUUCCCCAUGUCCCCGGAAAGCGACCCGCGCCCGGAUUUCCAUCCCCUCUUGCCCUCUGUCCCGUGGUAUCCCCCCCCGUAG
Neospora caninum is the source of this 4233-nucleotide messenger RNA. Its product is annotated as putative myosin heavy chain. Lineage: Eukaryota; Apicomplexa; Conoidasida; Eucoccidiorida; Sarcocystidae. The record is from RefSeq and is a predicted model, not a curated record. The transcript has 17 exons. The coding region runs from base 1 to 4233 and encodes 1410 amino acids.